Molecule: messenger RNA, 1002 nt
Organism: Rhodofomes roseus
Lineage: Eukaryota; Fungi; Basidiomycota; Agaricomycetes; Polyporales; Fomitopsidaceae
Exons: 7
Coding region: 1-1002 (333 amino acids)
Biological process (GO): cell surface receptor signaling pathway
Source: RefSeq, a predicted model, not a curated record
AUGUCCGCAUCCCCGCCCACCUCAGGCUCGACUCGGAGCACCUCGCAAGCAGUCGUGAGCGCAGAGAGCACGGAGUCCGCGCCUGUGAGGGAUCCCCUGAGGAACAACAUCAGCCCGCUCGUCACCGACGUCGUCGCAAACGGCCUCAUCCUCCUCGAGGUCCUCCAGUCCGUAUCGGGCCUCCUCCCCGCCCCGCCAUUCCUCGACACCAUCCUCAGCGUCGUCAAGUGGAUCGUCAAGACCGUCCAGCGAGUCCGGCUGGACAAGAGCCGCGGGCUCCGCCUGAUCAGGCGCGUCGAGAGGCUCGGCGAGGACCUCUGCGCGGCGGUCGCGUACGACCCCGAGAGCGUCGACGCGCUGAUGGCCCGGCUCGUCGCGGGGCUGCUCAAGGCGUUGCUGCAGGUGUACAAGCGGCUCGAGAAGUACCUGACGAAGGAGUUCGUGUACCGCUUCGUUCGGUAUUCGAAGAUCUCAGACGUCAUUGACGGCGCGACGGAGACGCUCGACCAGGCGUGGAAGGUCUUCCAGUUCGGCUCAAGCUUGUGUCUGGCGCAAAACGUGAGCAGGCACGGUUACAACCUCAAACGGCUCGCGAUCUAUGACGAGAAGCAGUACCGCCUCUUCCACCCGGGCGAUAUCGUAUGCCACCGGAAGAUCGGCGGGUGGCCAGACGACGAGAACCCGCUCGGCGAGGAAUGGGAGGGGGUCUACCUCGAGAAGAUCCCGUGCGAGGAGUGGGAGGACCUGCGCCAUGAGCGGCAUGUGCUCGUCCGCAAGUUCGACUCGGAGGAGCAGCCAGGCAAGGAUAAACCGGACCCCGCGAAGUACGUGCACGCGCUGCCCGUCAUAUGGCACCCGGACUACCCGCAGGUCCUGGGAUACUCGCAUCCCUUGUACGACGGCGAGAGGUACUACAUCGUCGAGCCCCCUGCCCAGCAGAAGCCCGCGGGACCCGAUUCGAUCACUGUCGAGCUGCGAGUCGGGGGAAGCGCAAGUGCAUGA